CAAGAUUUUUCCUUCUCGCUCAAACCAACCGCGAACCCGCUGGAUACCUCUCUCUCGCCGAGGUAUUAUAAAAGUCCACCAGAACGCACAGACAUCUGCCAUCUCUCUCCCACACCUCUCCCGAUUCGCUCCGUCUCUUUCCACUGUCGGUCUAGCUAUUUAAAAACUACCCUCCUUUGAAGUAGUGGGAGGGGGUGAUUCCCGAAACGUUAAUACUCUCCACUGAAAAAGUUAGGAAUCAGUGUUUCUCUCGAGUUUGAAAGUGUCGUAUCUUUGCAUACAGGGAGAGCAUUAUACCUACGCGUGGUUCGUGACUGUUGAGUGCUCGUGAUUCUAGUCUAAAUGCAUUUACCUAACAACCAAAACUUAUCGAGAAUGACGGAUAUGUACGCUUCUUUGCAAGAAUCUCUCCAGGAGUACCACGGAGAAUUAGUUCAAACGGGAAGUCCGGCAAUUUUGUGCAGUGUUUUACCGACUCAUUGGAGAUCCAACAAAAGUUUACCCAUAGCUUUCAAAGUGGUCGCUCUCGACGAUGUAGCAGAUGGUACUGUGGUUACCUUGAAAGCUGGUAACGAUGAAAACUAUUGCGCGGAGUUGAGGAAUUGCACUUCCGUGAUGAAAAAUCAAGUGGCCAAGUUCAACGAUCUCAGGUUCGUGGGACGUUCGGGACGAGGCAAAAGUUUGACGUUGACCAUCACAGUCAGCUCACUACCUUACUAUCAAAUGGCCACCUACACGAAAGCCAUCAAAGUGACUGUUGAUGGACCGAGGGAACCCAGAACGAAAUCAAGUUACCAAUAUGGAUACGGGUUGCCAGGACUCCCUGCUGGAUUCAACCCAUUCUUGCUCAACCCAGGAUGGAUAGAUGCUGCCUACAUGUCUUAUGCUUUUCCUGACUAUCUCAGGAGAAGUGCAAAUAUGCCGCAACAACCAAAUGUUCAUCCAUCCUUAGUGAAAGGAUCACCGAUUGGACCAAACGUCCCGCCACCACACGACUUCUACAUCCAGCCUCCUCAAGCUCCGACAGCUCCUUUCCACCACGCACCAAACUACCUGCCAUCGACUCUGCCUCAGUUCCCGCAAGACCUCGCCAAGCUUCCAGGCUUCGACAUGCCUCUGAGGCCCGUGGUUCCCGGUCCCUUGGAGCAGCUCAGCAUGCGGAUAUCGCCUGUUUCCAACAGCCGGAGCGUCAGCCCGCAGUUCAGCGCUCAGGAAACCAGGAUACACUCCACCAUGGACCAGAGCUCCGCGUCAGAAGAGUCUGACGAGGAGGUCGACGUGGUGAAGUCCGCCUUCGUUCCCAUAAAGCCUGCCAGUGUCCUCUUGCAGGAGAUCCAGCACCCCGACUCCACGGUGCAGGAUAAAGAGCCUGUGAGGUUGAAAGGAGAACCGAAGGCUGUCAGUUUGAGGACGCUCAAACACGAGAUCAAGAGCCUGUCUUCUAAUCCGAGUUCGCCGAACACCAAGUUGAACGGUUCGCCGGCUGUGAAUGCUAUCAAGUCGGUUUGGAGGCCGUAUUAGUUUGCAUUAGUGAUUUAGUUGGAGGUUGUUGCAAUAUUGUACAUGGUUUGACGUAAAGCUUUAUUUAUUUGUAAAUAUUGUGUAUAGUGUAUAUUAUAAGAUGUGUUAGCUAUUGACAGAUUUUUUAAAGGUUAACAAUGUACUGCAAAUGUG
Molecule: messenger RNA, 1674 nt
Organism: Phaedon cochleariae (mustard beetle)
Lineage: Eukaryota; Metazoa; Arthropoda; Insecta; Coleoptera; Chrysomelidae
Source: the annotation of a GenBank genome assembly